AUAUCUAACUUUAGUUUGUAAAUAUGGCGAACAGGACUGUGAAGGAUGCGAAGUCUGUGAGAGGUACAAAUCCGCAGUAUCUAGUAGAAAAAAUAAUAAGAGCUAGAAUAUACGACUGCAAAUACUGGAAAGAAGAAUGCUUCGCGUUAAGUGCAGAGUUGCUCGUGGACAAAGCAAUGGAAUUGCGAUUUAUAGGUGGAGUAUAUGGUGGCAAUAUCAAGCCAACACCUUUUCUGUGUCUGGUACUGAAGAUGUUGCAGAUUCAGCCAGAAAAAGACAUUGUAGUAGAAUUUAUAAAGAACGAAGAAUUUAAAUACGUUCGUGCGCUUGGUGCAAUGUACAUGAGACUGGUAGGCUCAUCUUUGGAUUGCUACAAGUAUUUGGAACCACUGUUUAAUGACAGCAGAAAGUUGCGGAGACAAAAUAGACAGGGGCAUUUUGAGUUGGUGUAUAUGGAUGAAUUUAUUGAUGAGCUCUUACGUGAGGAAAGAGUUUGUGAUGUAAUUUUACCAAGAAUUCAGAAGAGACAUGUUUUGGAAGAAAAUAAUGAGCUUGAGGCCAAAGUUUCAGCAUUGGACGACGAUAUCGAUGAAGGUAUUGAAUCCUCAGGAGAUGAAGAGGAGAUAGUUAAACCUGUAGAACCACCGCCGCAGGUUGAGAGCCAUUAUCCGCGCGGGCGAGAAGAGAAAAUGAGGAGAUCGCCUAACCGCCGGAGAAGCUUGUCUCGCGAGAGGAAUCGCGACAGAGAACGGAGGCGAAGCAGAGAACGAGAAAGGAAUCGCAUGGAUAGAAAUGAUCGUGAAAAGAAAGUACGCCGUAGUAGAAGCAGGGAAAGACGCCACCGUUCGAAAUCACCUGUUGGAAGGCAGGGACACAGAGACCGAGGUGAAAGAGAAAGAGAGCAUCAGAGGACAAACAGGGGCAACGACAUGGAUAGAGAUAUCCGUAGACGCGACAGGGAUAUGGACAGAAACAGGCAGAGACAUUAAGAUGUGUUGUGUAUUAUUCACCGGAGAAAUGUUGUGUUUUUUGUCUGACUGAAAGUGACACUGUGUGAUUUCUAGAUUUCACAGAAAAUUCAUCUGAAGCUGUUUUGUGGUAGUUAUCUUGUGUAUAUGUGGAAUGUGACGUGUUUUGUCGAGUGUAUAAAUUACUGAUGAUUUGGAUAGAGGCUUUGCAAUAAAUGUUUUGAAGUCAACAAAAUA
This is a messenger RNA of Schistocerca nitens (vagrant locust), 1205 nucleotides long. RefSeq names its product pre-mRNA-splicing factor 38 (gene Prp38). Bases 24 to 989 code for a protein of 321 amino acids. Lineage: Eukaryota; Metazoa; Arthropoda; Insecta; Orthoptera; Acrididae. Gene Ontology annotation, cellular component: precatalytic spliceosome. The record is from RefSeq and is a predicted model, not a curated record. The transcript has a single exon.